Molecule: messenger RNA, 1509 nt
Organism: Betta splendens (Siamese fighting fish)
Lineage: Eukaryota; Metazoa; Chordata; Actinopteri; Anabantiformes; Osphronemidae
Gene: haus8
Product: HAUS augmin like complex subunit 8
Exons: 12
Coding region: 299-1375 (358 amino acids)
Source: RefSeq, a predicted model, not a curated record
GCGCAUCACAGGGUCCAAAAUUACAAUAGGUCCCGAUUCGCGACUUAGUUCCCAUUAGUCAUUGAAGCUAACAUAACCACUGCUAGCCAACGGGAUUCGCCAUACAUCCAAGCCAUGGCCAGUUCCAGUUGGAGCCCAUGCUAAGUCCCCUUGCCUGUUGACCUGCCUGUUGCCUCAGCAGAUGUCAGCGUACAGUACACGUUCAGUGCUGCACUGUAUGAAGAGCGGAACAAUUGAUUGGCGUGUUGUUUCUGAGGGACCUUAAAGACGGUGCACACGCGGUUUGCUUCAAAACAUUAUGGCGUCUAGAAGAAUAACGAAAGCGCCAAGUAGUUUUAAAAAUGACUCCACCGAGACAAAAAGCUCGAAAAGUGGGAGCACUGCAAACAAAGCCACCACUGUUAAAUCAAGUGGAACUAUUGUCAAGUCUCGCUACAUGCAGUCUGCUGAGAAGACCUCUCUCUCAAAGAGUGGCUCGCUGACCAACGAUUCUACUGCUCUGAUGCCGAAACCUUCUUCACCUAAACUCACUGGUGUCCGACCUAAGGUGGGAACUCCACCAAGACGCUCAGUGGCUCCUCAGGCUCUUGCAACAUCAUCACGUGAGACUGAUCAGUCAGUGCUUCGUAAAAGUAUGCUACAGUCCACUUUUUCAGAUGGACACUGUUUUCGACCAGAUUUUGAUAUUUCAGUCAUUAAAGAUAAAACAAUCAUAGAAAAUUCUUCAGAACCUGACAGAAAUCCAGAGAAUGAGAAAAGGACCAUUGAGAUGAGAACAUUCCUGUUGGCAUAUCUCACAGCCAAGAUGGAAAGCAAUACCGCAAAACUCAAGGCUGAGGCAGAGAUGAGGAUCCUGCAAAAUAUGGAGGAGGAGGAGGCACUGCAUAAAGAGCUCCAGGAGAAAAAACACCAGUAUCUCCCUCAAGAGAAAAACAGAAUUUUCCACGAGCUGCUGGAUUUACAGAUAGCUGCAUUAACCCCUGUGGCUGAAGCCGCAAAGCAGUUCACAAGUGACUACAAGUCUUUUGCCACAGCUGUUGACACAACACGACAUGAGCUGCCUGUCAAGAAUUUCUACAUCGAUGGGGACAGAAGGGAGUUUUUAGAUAAAGCUGAAGCUAGCCUGAAGGAGAGUGAGAAGUUGCUGGUGGAGUGCACCGACGGAGAUCAUAAAGAAAAUAGCACAGCUUUAGAGUGUUUAAGGGAUAUUAAAAUUACCUCGAAAGACAUCAGUCAGCAGCUCUCGGGUGCAUUUUCUGAGCUUCAGGAUCUGUCAUCUUUGGUCUGCCGCCAUACCAUCCAGGUCCAGCAGGCGGCCGAAGAAGAGCAGCUUGGCUCUGAAAGAACCCGUGAACUCUUUUGCCCCGAACAGUGAAGGCAUAACAUGCAUAGUACAUGCACUUUUGAAACGCCUCCGCACAACCCAGUGCUUGGAUUUGUUUGUCAUUUUGUGUGACUGUUUAAUUUCUGAUGCUUGCAUCUAUAUUUCAAUAAAUGUUGAUCACUGAA